GCCAGAUUCAACAUCCAGCUCCAUCACUCGUUGCGAUAAGGAGUGGCUGUCCUAAACAGUAUGUUGAUAAGGAUCCGACAGGCCUCUGCGAGAUGCGACGAGCUGCCAGUACUCACGACAUUCCAAUGACCAUAAAAAGAUCCUGAUUCUUUACAUCAGGGGCAAGCGCCCACAGCAAGGUUAUUCUGACUGUGAAUUGACAUCCUCGAAUUUAGCAGCUCGUUCAAAUAUAUAGCACCUCCUCCCCAGAUUUUCAGAAAUUUUGAAUCUCUUGUUGGACUUUCAUGAUUUAUUUUCCGAGGCCCACACCAUUCGACAUAUGAGCUCAACCACUAUCAAAUAAUCCCGGCCGAUGGACUCAGACUCACUGAGACAGUCACUUGCUGACCUGGUGACUCGUUCUCAGCCCUACAUCGAUCAUGUUAAUACCCAUUUCCAACAAUCACGACACCAUUGUUCCUCGGCCUUGAAAUCCGCACAAAAGGACCUUCAUACAUUAUCCUUAAAACCCUACUUCCAGGAAGUCCUCUUCUCAUCUCUACUCUUACUUUUCCUUGGCUUCGCCAUCUCCAAAUACCUCUCACGACGAUCAACCCGUCAAAGCGAACAAAUCCCCUCCACACCAAUUGUCGAGAAAGGAUCAUACCGUCGUGAGACCAACACCAGACAACCAGGACAAUGGGAACCAUCGUCCUUCCAAUUCCCCACUCCACCUCCCUAUCCUGACUGGUCCAUCGAAACCACCAAACCCCUUCCAUAUCGACCAUUCCGGUAUGGACCCAAGUAUUUUGUGACGAUGGGUCUCCGCAACGUCGACCACCACGACUGGAUCGAACUAGACAACAACUAUCCUCGAUACCACGGCGAUAAAGCACGACGAAUCAUCGAACGUGGGUCAAAAUGCUGCUAUACAGCACCAGAGGCCUACCCCGCCGCCGUGGAACUCCUCCAAGAACUCGUCUCCUACCUGACGGCGCGUUACCCAAGCCUGUACCAACGGACCGACAAAGGCAUUCGAAACCUCUGGUCCGGCGAACACCUCGACACAACCUCCGACCCACUCCCCGAAGACCCCAUGCAGACAUGCGCACGACUAACGCAAGACGACCUUGCCAUCAUGAUUGAAAAACCCGACGGCCAAUACUACCUCCUCGCCGGCGCCAUCCUCCUCGCCGGCUUUUGGCGUCUCGAAGACAAAGUAGGCAUGCCCCUAUCAGAGAUUCACACCAGCGGGGACGUACCACAGUAUAAAGAAAAACUCGAAAAAGGCAUGAUGAAUUUCUUCCGUCGCCUCAAGCCGGAAGAACUCGUCGCCCGCAACAAUUAUUUCCUCCAAGUCGACGAAGACCUCGCCUGGAGCAAGUCGAUCGGAUCGGAAGAUUCAGACGGAAUCAGCUGGAACACGGCCGAACAGGAUCGCGCAAUUCAACACCAUUAUUUCCGCAGUGAACGUCAGACACUACGUCGUCUGCCGAAAUCGGGUGGUGUUGUCUUUACGAUCCGUACUUACUUCCAUCCGGUUACGGAAGUUGCCCAGGAACCGUAUGUACCUGGUCGUCUGGCGAGUGCGGUGAGGAGUUGGGGUGAUGAUGUGAGUCGGUAUAAGGGUAAAGCGAAGUAUCAGAAUGUUCUGCUUAAGUAUUUGGAUGACAUGCAUCAGAAACAGGUGGAGAAUGGCCUGCAGCUCGAAGAGGAGGAUGAGGUGAGGAAGUAUCCUUUCUAGGAUGACCACAUACAUCCCGUAUGAUAUAUACAUGGACAGACGCGUUGAUGAUGAGAUGGAUGGCCGUGUUAGCCUUGAAUUUGUGCACACAUUGCAUCUUCUGAUGAACUUGAUUAAAGAAUGC
Molecule: messenger RNA, 1847 nt
Organism: Exophiala mesophila
Lineage: Eukaryota; Fungi; Ascomycota; Eurotiomycetes; Chaetothyriales; Herpotrichiellaceae
Exons: 1
Coding region: 353-1723 (456 amino acids)
Source: RefSeq, a predicted model, not a curated record